UAGUAAAGCUGCGAUAAUUGAUAUUUAUCUAUUUAUCGAUUAAUACUAAAUUCUUCUGUAAUGGAAACGAUCGUAGAAUCACAAGAAAAGCCUUUGAAAGAAAAGCAAGUAGAAUGGAAGAAACGUUUGCGGGAACUUCAUACCAAAAGGAACGAAGCGAGACAAGAGAAUCACAAAGAAGUUGUUGAGGAAGAUAAAAGAAAUAAACUUCCAGCAAAUUGGGAAUCAAGAAAAAGACAAGCCGAAUGGAUAAUACAAGAUGAAGCCGCUAGGAAAAUUGCAGAAGAGAAGGGAGACGAUUAUGAAAGAAUUAAAUUACUUCAUAUAGAUGCAACAGAAGCAGAGCGCAUAGCAAGAAAAAAGAAAAACAAAAAGAAUCCAGAUCCAGGCUUUUCAGAUUAUGAACAAGCUGCUGUUCGUCAGUAUAAUAGAUUAGUUAAAAAUAUUAAGCCAAAUAUGGAAUCGUACGAAGAACUCAAAGAAAAACUUGGACCUGCAUUUUAUGGCGAUAAAAAUACAAUUUUGCAUGGCCUUCAUGAAGAUAAGAAAGAAGCAAUCGAUAAAAUGGUUGACAAUUUAGAAAAACAGAUUGCUAAACGAGAGAGGUAUAGCAGGAGAAGAAUGCACAAUGAUGAUGCAGAUAUUGAUUAUAUUAAUGAACGUAAUGCCAAAUUCAAUGAGAAGUUAGAAAGAUUUUAUGGCGAAUAUACCCGUGAGACCAAACUCAAUUUGGAACGUGGCACAGCUAUUUAACUUAUUUUUAUUGUAUAUAACUAGUACUUUAAGUGUUAUUUACUUUUCAAAAAAAAUAAUUAUAAAUAAAAGAUACAUUAUUUAAAUAUA
Messenger RNA from Vespula vulgaris, 843 nucleotides. RefSeq names its product pre-mRNA-splicing factor Syf2. NCBI's taxonomy places the organism in Eukaryota, Metazoa, Arthropoda, Insecta, Hymenoptera, Vespidae. Gene Ontology annotation, cellular component: catalytic step 2 spliceosome; Prp19 complex; post-mRNA release spliceosomal complex. The coding region runs from base 61 to 753 and encodes 230 amino acids. The record is from RefSeq and is a predicted model, not a curated record. The transcript is spliced from 3 exons.